AUGUCAACACAAAAUCUUUCGUUUGAUCAGUCAUCAAGUUCCCAACCUCAACCUCAUUCACAACAAGGUCAACGUUUGAGAAGAUUCAACGAAGUUCUGGAGAAAACCAAAACAAAUCCAAAUGAUUUAAGUGUAGCUCACGUUCAAGUUUUAGAAUUUAUGAGAAAACACGUCAAGGAGGAAUUUUCUUUAAUCUUAGAAAAACGUAAUAUACCUGAAAAAAUGAACGAGUUUGACGCGCUUAUUGAUAAAGCAAGACAACGCCAAAAUGAAAUAGGUUAUCAAUCUUCUUUGAUAUAUCCCAUGAGCCCAAAAACGAUUUUACGAGCAAAGAUUUUGCCUUUAAAAGAUGAAGAAUUAAAACAUUUGAAAGAAGAAUUUUCAAAGAUAAACGAAGAAAACACGCGACUGAUGUCAGAAUUAAAAGUUAAAAAGGAACAUUCGAAUCGUAUGGCUUUGUCAAUUCGAGAAAUAAAAUCAGAACUCAAUAAGGCAGUAGAAGUUACGACGGAGAUACCAGUGGAUGAAAUGCAGACCAUUAUUGAAACAGUCAUUAAAUUGCCAAAUCAAUAA
Messenger RNA from Diversispora eburnea, 573 nucleotides. Lineage: Eukaryota; Fungi; Glomeromycota; Glomeromycetes; Diversisporales; Diversisporaceae. The record is from the annotation of a GenBank genome assembly.